GCAACAUAACUUAGUGGAGAACCAGCAGGCCACCUGUUUGAGUACGUAGUCUAAACAUGGUGAGGGUGGAGCUGGAUCAGGUGGUGAUGAGGAGGAUGAAGGAGGACGACAUAGAGGUGGUCAAAGCCCUCAUCAAGGAGGGCUGUGAGGGCACAGAAAACCGCAUCAUCCUUCACAUCCUCACUCGUCCAAUGUGCCUCUUCAUCUUGGCUGUUCUCUCCUCAGUCCUACGCUGCCUUGUCCACUCCUUUAUCCUGGCUCUCACUAUCCCCGUCUUCCUCCUCAUUGUCUUUCUCAAAAUUACCAUGCCACGGUCCAUGGGUGUUCUGGGCAGCAGCCGUCCCUACUGGGACUAUGUUGGCAGCAGUUAUCGGGGAACACAGGAUGAAACGCUGCAGAAUCCCUACUGUAGAGUCAGUGGCCGAACACCAAUGAAAAAAAGGCCAAGAUCCAAAAUAGCAUCCAAAGACAAGGACAAGGAGUCGUCAACAGAGAAAAUCAGCCCAGAGAGGGAACAGGCAGCCGGACAUGUUUGGUUGGCAGAGUGCGAGGGGGAGAUCCUAGGCUGCAUCUUCCGAGAGAGUGAAACAGAAGCGGGCAUCAGGAGGAUCUGCAGGCUGGUGACGAGCUGCUGGUACCGUAAGGAGGGACUGGGUCGGCUGCUUGUCCAGAGUCUGGAGCAGAGAGAGAUGGGGACGGGGGCACAUAGGGUGUAUGCUCAUGUACCCUACCCUUCUAAAGUGGGGGAGGUUUUCUUCAAGAAAAUUGGCUACAGGCAGCUGGGGGUAGAGACUGUUGAAGAAGAAGAAGACGACGACAUUGAGAUGAAGCUUGAGACUCCAGAGAGAGGUUUUCUGGGAUACCCCCUCACUAAAGUGUUUUACAAAAACCUGUGACUGAGUGACAGUAGACUUAUGAAGUGGAAAAUAGCCAAAGAAUGGCUAAAGAUAAAGAAGUUGAUAACACCAAUGCAUCUUUGCUGAAGGUGUCAUUACUACAGUGUUUGUUUGUUUAAGUUAAUAAUUUAUUGAAUAUUUUAUUUAUGCCAGUAUUUAUUUGCUCUUAUUUGCUUUGUU
Solea solea (common sole) is the source of this 1076-nucleotide messenger RNA. RefSeq names its product N-acetyltransferase 14 (GCN5-related, putative) (gene nat14). Bases 57 to 896 code for a protein of 279 amino acids. The record is from RefSeq and is a predicted model, not a curated record. NCBI's taxonomy places the organism in Eukaryota, Metazoa, Chordata, Actinopteri, Pleuronectiformes, Soleidae. The transcript has 3 exons. Gene Ontology annotation, molecular function: N-acetyltransferase activity.